AUUCGCUUUUGGAUCACAUACAAUAACUAAUUUCAGUUCUUAGUAUGUCUUCAUCAAAUUUAUAUUAUUGGUUUUUAUUUGAGUAAUAAUAAACUUAUAUGGUAAUACAUAUGCAUAGCGAUCUCUCCACAAACUUUCUCAGUGGCUCCAUACCUCCAUCUUUGGGGAAUUUGUCGUCUCUUGAAUAUCUCCGUCUCUCGCGAAACUUCCUCAAUGGCUCCAUACCUUCAUUUUUGGGGAAUUUGCCGUUCCUCAAAUAUCUGAGUUUGUGGUGUAAUAUGUUAUCAGGUCAAAUCCCAAAAGAAUUGGGCAACCUCUCUAAUCUCCGAGUGAUGAACUUGGCCUUCAAUGAACUCACUGGUCAGCUUCCACCAGAACUUGGAAGAUUGGGAUCUCUAUAUGCUUUAGAGUUGAGCUCCAACAAUUUGAGUGGAGACUUGCAGGGAAAUUGCUCCCACUUUACUUCGGAUCAAUUGGGGUGGUUUGGCGUAGGUGGGAACCGUUUGACCGGUCAAAUACCAAGGUUCAUUGCGAAUUGGACUCAACUCUAUUACCUGUCCCUCUCCGGGAAUGAUUUUGAAGGAGAGCUGCCUCUUGAACUUCUUUUUAACAUGUCAAAUCUCGAAUACUUGUUUGUUAGUGAUGUAAGAAGCUCGGCCGGUUUCCCUUUCCCAAAAUAUGCAAAUAUGACGGGAAUAAGAUACCUGAUGAUAAGGAAUUGCUCAAUAAGUGGUAAAAUCCCCCCGUACAUUGGUGAUUGGUCAUCGUUAAAAUACCUAGACUUGAGCUUUAACAACUUAACGGGUCGAAUACCAGAUUCCAUGAAAAACCUGAAUUUGACUAAGAUGUUUCUCACGAGAAAUAUGCUUAGUGGCACACUACCUCCCUGGCUUCCUCAUAAAAUUGAGGACAAGGCGGACUUGUCAUAUAAUGAUUUUGAAAUUCCAAUUGAUGGUCCGAAGAAAGAAGGAAAGCUGAACAUGUAA
This is a messenger RNA of Populus euphratica (Euphrates poplar), 986 nucleotides long. Its product is annotated as probable LRR receptor-like serine/threonine-protein kinase At1g53430. The record is from RefSeq and is a predicted model, not a curated record. The transcript is spliced from 12 exons. The coding region runs from base 99 to 986 and encodes 295 amino acids. Gene Ontology annotation, molecular function: protein binding. NCBI's taxonomy places the organism in Eukaryota, Viridiplantae, Streptophyta, Magnoliopsida, Malpighiales, Salicaceae.